Molecule: messenger RNA, 750 nt
Organism: Paramecium tetraurelia
Lineage: Eukaryota; Ciliophora; Oligohymenophorea; Peniculida; Parameciidae
Exons: 5
Molecular function (GO): structural constituent of cytoskeleton
Source: RefSeq, a predicted model, not a curated record
AUGUCUGAGAAUAUCUAAAAUAGAGUGUCUUCUAUCUUUGAGAAAUUAAACAACAUUUCCUCUAGUGUUCAGGAUGAAAAGAACAAUCGUUUUCAUGCAAUCAGUUAAUUGAUCAUGGCUUUUGAAGCAUAAUUACAACAUUAGUCCGAUUAAAAGGAGGAGAAGUUUACUUACAUUGCUGCCAAAGUCAGACAGAUAACUGAAUUUUUAGAAUAAGAACAGGAGAAUCGCGAAAGACAAGAAACAGAAACAUUCAAAUUAAUUACAGACUUGGAAAGGCAUGCAAGAAGAUUGAUUGAAUAAAACUCUAAAGAGAGAGUAGAGUAAGAAAAAAAGGUUGUGUAUUCAAUUGGAUAAUAAAUUGAAUCCUUGCAAUAGGAUGUAACUAAAGAAGGAUUGGCAUAAUCAAUAUCUCAUGAAUAUAUUGAUUCUUAUUUGAAUGAAGAUUUACCAAAAAUUGCUGAUGAAUUGUAAAAUGAAAUCACAGAAAGAAAGGAUGUAGAGGAAAACAUUUAUCAUUAAUUUGUCGAAUAGUUAAAUGAUUUAAGAUCACUAUUUGAAAAAGAAAAAAAAGAGAGAGAAAUAAAAGAAGAGGAAAUUGUGGAAAGUUUAAGAGAGAUCUCAAAUAGAAUCUAAGAGUAAUUGAGAAAAACAAGAGGAGAAAGGGAAAAGACAGAGGAGACAUUAGUCACAUUAGUUGAAAAAGUUAUUGAAAAACUGAAAAGAGAAAUGUUAGAAAUGAAUUUAUGA